CGAGGGGCUUGGACUUUGAAGAGCGCCGGCGGGGGUGGGGGGGGGGUGAGUACACUCUCCCCCGCCCUUACAAACAAAACUUCGGGCACAUCGCUAGAAAAGCGGGUUCGUUUCCCCCAGGGUUCCCAAGUGCCUCAUUCCUGUAGACGUUUUUCCUCUAGGCUUGCAGGAGUAGUCUCGUGAACUCUGGUUGCUGAGCAUGCGCAGCCGCGGUCUGGACGCAGACGGGUGCCUGCGUGGGUCAGUCCAGCCCUUGACCCAGAAAGGAACCUUCCCUGCUGGCCUGCCAAGGCGGGUGGAUAUUUUGCAUCCUGCUCUUUGCAGAAGCAGCAGCCGCAGCAGCAACGCCGCCGGUGGUCAAGAAGGCUUUCCUUGGGUGAAGCCCCUGCCGGUCUUUGCACCCUCCUCCUCCUCCUCCUCCUCCACUGGGCUUCCUCCUCUGCCGGCGUUGGAGGUCUUGGAGGGGUCUCUGGCCCCUAAGGGAAGCCCCUCCCUCGCCUGCCCCACAGGGUCUCCCCUGGUUCCUCUUGGACUCUCAGCAUUUCUCUGCUUCUCCUGCAGGGAGGAGAUCCGUGCCGUGGAAUCUGGCUGCCCAUCCCUCGACAUGGAGAUGUUUUUGGGCGCCGCCUUGGAGCAGCGAUUAAAGACCGCCAAGGAAGACCCCACUGGCCGGGGAGCAGGAAAAGGAGGCCCGGAGGCCAGCCAGGCACGGGGGAGCAGCAGCAGGGAAUUCUGGCGAAGACUGGAGCAGCUGAAGAGGCGGGGAGUCGAGGAGGCGGAGGCCACCAGCUCAGGGGGGCAGCAGCCUCACCGCUUCAGGCAGCUCUGCUCCCGGGCGGCCAAGGGCCCCCGCCAGGCCUGCAGCCGGCUGCACAGGCUUUGCUGCCGCUGGCUGGAGCCCGAGAGGCACAGCAAGAGGCAGAUGGUCGACCUGGUGGUGCUGGAGCAGUUCCUGGCCCUCCUGCCCACGGAGGUGGAGAGCUGGGUCAGAGGCUGCGGCGCGGAGACCAGUUCCCAGGCGGUGGCUCUGGCAGAAGGCUUCCUCCUGAGCCGGGCAGAGGACCACAAGCCCCAGGAGGAGGAGCAGGUGCAAGGCCUGCUGUUGGGAGCGGCCCCUGCUUCCCCCGAGGCUGAGGAGGCUCCAUUGGGCCCCAGGCAGAGGCCGCCGUCCAGCGGGAUCUCACAGGAGGGUGAGGCAGGUGCUGGAAGGACACAGCCCAGGCAGCCUCCCGCCUCUCUCCUUUCCGGUGGUGGAGCAGAAGAAGCUUCAAGAGGACAGGUUCAGGUGACCUGUGAGGAAGUGGCUGUGCAUUUCACAGAGGAGGAGUGGGCUCUGCUGGAUCCGGCCCAAAGAGCCCUGCACAGAGAGGUCAUGGAGGAGAAUGCUGCAAAUCUGGCCUUUCUGGGUGAGAGUUGGGGAACGGAUGGAAAACCCAGCAGAGGCAUUUUGGGAGGAAUAAGAUGGAAAAAGAGGAAAUCCUGGAAAGAAAGAAGGGGAGCAAAAUGGAAGAUGAGGAAUGGAUCAUCCUGUUCUCAUCCUGGAAUCCAACAAAUAAUGCAGAAGGAGAGACAGAGAAGUCUGUGCCUCCUAGGUAGGAAAGACUCCAGUUCAGAACCAAGCUGUCCACGUCUGUGGGAAAUGAAUGCAGGAGAGAAACCACAUAAAUGUUUGGAGUGUGGAAAGAGCUUCACCACGAGGGGAAACCUUACUAUACACCACAGAACCCACACUGGAGAGAAACCACAUAAAUGCCUGGAGUGUGGAAAGAGCUUCAGCUGUAGUGGAGGUCUUACUAGACACCAGAGAACCCACACUGGGGAGAAACCACAUAAAUGCUCGGAGUGUGGAAAGAGCUUCAGCGACAGUGGAAAUCUUACUAAACACCACAGAACCCACACAGGGGAGAAACCACAUAAAUGCUCAGAGUGUGGAAAGAGCUUCAGCCACAGUGGAGGUCUUACUAUACACCACAGAACCCACACUGGGGAGAAACCACAUAAAUGCUCAGAGUGUGGAAAGAGCUUCAGCCACAGUGGACAUCUUACUAUACACCACAGAACCCACACUGGGGAGAAGCCACAUACAUGCUUGACCUGUGGAAAGAGCUUCAGCACAAGUGGAGAUCUUACUAGACACCAGAGAACCCACACUGGAGAGAAACCGCAUACAUGCUUGGAGUGUGGAAAGAGCUUCAGCACGGGGGGAGAACUGAAUAUACACCAGAGAACCCACACUGGGGAGAAACCACAUACAUGCUUGGAGUGUGGAAAGAGCUUCAGCCGGAGUGGAUAUCUUACUAGACACCAGAGAACCCACACUGGGGAGAAACUGCAUACAUGCUUGGAGUGUGGAAAGAGCUUCUUCACAGGUGGAGACCUUAAUAAACACCAUAGAACCCACACUGGGGAGAAACUACAUAAAUGCCUGGAAUGUGGAAAGAGCUUCAGCACGAGGGGAGAACUGAUUAUACACCACAGAGCCCACACUGGGGAGAAGCCACACAAAUGCUUGGAGUGUGGGAAGAGCUUCAGCCGGAGGGGAGAUCUUACUGUGCACCAUAGAACCCACACUGGGGAGAAACCACAUAAAUGCUUGGAGUGUGGAAAGAGCUUCAGCCGGAGGGGAGAACUAACUAGACACCACAGAACCCACACAAAUGCUUGGAGUGUGGAAAGAGCUUCAUUCACAGUGGAUGUGGAGGACCCAGCUGUCAAGUGUGGGGAACAGCUCUCCAUUCCAACUGACUCCUUCACCGCGGUCACCAAGUGGGCUUUUGGCACGGCUGAGUCCCCUGCAGGAGCCCUGCCCAAAAUGCAAAAAACCCAAACCAAACCUUAGUGGAGUGGAAAUGCCUAUAGGUGUGGGGUGAAGGCAAUCAAUAAGGUCUUACUAUGUGAACCAUAAGGUUUUUACUAAAAAAAUUUCCAAUUAAAACCUUUCUUUACAGAGAAAUACAACACGUUCAAUACUAUAGGAGUUUCCCAUAGCCUGGGAAACAUUAGGUUCUUCUCAAAUCUGUAUUGGGCACACAGACCCACACCUAAGAUAGAUAGCAGGCCUGUUUAUGGAGUAGGAGAUUCUCUGGGAGAUCUCUCAACUUUUGAACUUUGGGAGUUGGGUGCCUGCACAUUUUUCAAAGGUAUGUUGACAGAGACUUUUGAAACUGUGCGCAAGAGGCUUACUGACUGACCUGCGCUGGCAAGGUCUACGCAACACUGAGGUAUCAGAGAUAAUUGUCAAUAAGGAUCAAUAUGGUUAUUUUGCAUCUUUUCCUUUCUCUCACCCCCCCCCCCAUCAUCUUUGGAGCUGCAAAAACGCUGUCCUUUUGCUACCCAGAGACAGCAAAAAUAAAACACCCCAUGUUGUUCCCUACUCAAGGACUAUAGCUCAGAAGGAACAACAGAGACUGUUUGAAACUGGCAGAAGAGACACUUUUGGCAGUGAUAAAAUAAGGUGUGAAAGGCUGUACCAAAGGGAGAGAGUUGUGAAAUGGCUAAAAAGGAAGAGACAGAGAGCUUUGGGGGCUUUGCACUCACGGUGGAGAGCCUGGCCUUCAUUUACAGCACAGAGUCUCUGACGGGAAGAAUCCAGAGUAGAGGUGGAUCCUGUGCUUGCUUCUGUAUUUCGGGCCUCCGCUUUCAAAUGGGUCCGGGUCUUAGCUUCCAGCCAACUCCUCUAGCUGCUGCAGCCUGCUAAUAAGAUUGCUUCCUUGAGAAAUUCAGCUCCACUCCCUUCUCUCUUCCAAACCUCUCUGUCUCCCCCUCUUCUUCCUUUAAGAUGUCAUGAGCAGUGUUUAUGCAUUUGUGAUGACUAAUCAUUAAGGCAACACACACACACCUCUCGCCAGCUCUCAUUUCUUGGUAAAAGCUUGUUAUUUGUUAGUAAACAUUUAAAAGUG
This is a messenger RNA of Hemicordylus capensis (graceful crag lizard), 3899 nucleotides long. Its product is annotated as zinc finger protein 436-like. The coding region runs from base 200 to 2839 and encodes 879 amino acids. The transcript is spliced from 5 exons. Gene Ontology annotation, molecular function: RNA polymerase II cis-regulatory region sequence-specific DNA binding; DNA-binding transcription factor activity, RNA polymerase II-specific. Lineage: Eukaryota; Metazoa; Chordata; Lepidosauria; Squamata; Cordylidae. Gene Ontology annotation, biological process: regulation of transcription by RNA polymerase II. The record is from RefSeq and is a predicted model, not a curated record.